UCACAUUUGUCAGGGGAUAGAAGGGGCGUGCAAUAUUUGGUGAAAACACACGUGAAAGUGUGGAAAGAAUUUAAUCAUGCUUAUAGUUGGAUUUGUGGUCAUGUGGUGUCCAAUAAUAUUUGUCUUGUUAUAUCUGAUCUUCAAUUAUAUGAUACGAGGAAAGAAUUCCGUAUGUAUUGUUGUUCUGGGAGACAUAGGACGCAGUCCCCGCAUGCAGUACCAUGCAUCAUCGUUUGGGGCGGAAGGGUUUGUCGUGGAUAUAGUAGGUUACGGAGGUUCAACUCCACAUUCUGCUGUAAGAAAUUCAGAAGGGAUUACAAUUCAUGAGCUAUGGGAGCCACCAGCAUUCCUAAAGACUGUGCCUCGUUUACUGGGUUAUAUUGUUAAAGUCUUCUUCCAAAGCUGUACCCUUGGUAUAAAGUUAUUACUUCUUCCCAAGUCUGGAUUAAUAUUCCUACAGAAUCCACCUUCCAUUCCUACAAUGGCAGUGUGCUGGGUUGUUUGUUUAAUGAGGGGAAGUAAGCUACUUAUUGAUUGGCAUAACUAUGGCUACACAAUCCUCAGUCUGUCUUUGGGAAAUAUUCAUCCACUGGUCAAAUUUUCCAAAUGGUAUGAACAUGCAUUUGGAAGGAUGUCACACUUAAACAUCUGUGUAACAAAUGCGAUGAAGCAAGAUUUGGAAGAAAACUGGAAAAUUAAAGCUGAGACACUGUAUGACAGACCAGCAGAUAUGUUCCAAUGUACUUCACUUCCAGAAGCUCACAAUCUGUUCUUAAAACUCUCACAGCAAUAUGAAGUGUUCACUAACAGGGAUUUACAUAACAGCACAGUCUUUACAACACAAACAGAGGAUGGAAAGGUGGCAUGUCUGAAGGACAGACCAGCACUAAUUAUAAGCAGCACCAGCUGGACAGAAGAUGAAGAUUUUGGAAUCCUUUUAUCAGCAUUAACAGAGUAUGAUGAAGACCAGAAGAAAGACUGCUCUCUUCCACAGUUAAUUUGUGUGAUUACAGGUAAAGGACCACAGAAAGAAUUUUACAGAACCAAAAUAGAAAAUCAUAAGUGGAAUGGUGUGAAGUUUUGUCUGCCUUGGUUGGAAGCACAGGAUUAUCCUAAACUUUUAGGAGCUGCUGACCUAGGAAUCUGUCUCCAUGCUUCCUCAAGUGGCCUUGACCUUCCAAUGAAGGUCGUGGAUAUGUUUGGCUGUGGUAUCCCAGUCUGUGCUCUCAGAUUCAAUUGCAUAUCUGAAUUGGUGAAAGAUGGACAGAAUGGGUUACUCUUUCAGGAUUCACAAGAGCUCUGUCAACAACUUAAGACUUUAAUGGUGGAUUAUAAAGGAGGAAAAACAAAGUUGUCACAGAUGAAAUGUAACUUGGAAAAAUUUCAAAAGCUUCGGUGGCAUGAAUCUUGGAAAAAUGUUGUAUUGCGAUUGUUAGAGCAUUAAAUAAAAUCCGAUUGAGUGUA
Ostrea edulis (European flat oyster) is the source of this 1464-nucleotide messenger RNA. RefSeq names its product chitobiosyldiphosphodolichol beta-mannosyltransferase-like. Lineage: Eukaryota; Metazoa; Mollusca; Bivalvia; Ostreida; Ostreidae. Gene Ontology annotation, molecular function: mannosyltransferase activity. The coding region runs from base 77 to 1444 and encodes 455 amino acids. Gene Ontology annotation, cellular component: endoplasmic reticulum. The record is from RefSeq and is a predicted model, not a curated record. The transcript is spliced from 13 exons.